AUGUCAGUGGCAACGAAGCCUUCGCCUCCACCUGGGCCACAACCCGGAAUACAGCAUGUCAAUUCAUCUUCACCCACGAGUGACUCUUUCAAGUGUUGGGUGAAAUGCCUGCUUGAUUUUGCAUCUAAACCCGAGCUGCAAAUAGCUUCCAAUUUUAUACGUGAAUUUGAACACCAACAAGACCAGAUCAAGAAACUAAGCGAUCAAGAUAAAGAUCAUACCAUCGCUAUGAAGAUGAUGGCCUCGACAAUCGAGAAAGACCAGACGAAGCAAAAGGAAGUGCAGGCGAAAGUUGAGUCCUUGCGCCAGAUCAUUGCCGAUCAAGAAACUACGAUUUCGAAAUACUUACAGAGCAUCAAAACACUUGAAACUGAUGCCAAAAAUUCGAAAUCAGACAAAAUUCAGGACGCGGCGAAACUCGAGAGAUUGUCUGAUGAUAUCACAUCUUUGCAAAAGAGCCUGAAAGAAAAAGAUGCCAUCAUCAAUAAGAUGAAGGCGUCCGAGUCAAACUUCAACGAUCGCUUGGCUAUCGAGAAAAAGAAGGUUGGGAAGCUGCAAGAGCAGUGUACGUCAAUGACGCGUAUCAUGGAAGACUCGCAAGCCAAAUUAAAAACACUGGAGAGUUUCCGAGGGUCUUAUCGGGAAGUGGCCGAAGACACCAUGAUCGAUCAAUUUUCCAAUCUUUGGGAUUUUGCUACAGAGGAGAUGUCCAAGAUUUUGCAAAAAGAGACAUUGAAGGAUAAUAGCACCUGGGAGAAAUUCCGAAAGGACAGCGUAUCGAUUAUGCCACACAACGUCCCUCUCCCCGCCUCCACCAGUAUAGCGGCCAAAGGAAUGCGCCUUGCUGUGACUCUAGGCCACUUAUCAAGAGAAAUUAAUAAGCACAUAUUCCAGCCCAACUACCUCGACCUUGAUGACAAUAAGCUGCGAACAGCCUUGAUCGAGCUGGCCAAAAUAGACGGCGAGAAAGAAUCAUUCUGUCGGAGUAUGCUUCUUUCAAUUGACGAGACGGGGCAAGAGAAAUCUCGGCAAUCUAGGAUCCUAAAUGUUUCACGAAAUGUAACCCAUAACCUGUUUAAAUCGCUCUCCGAUGAUAAACAAGAAGAAGCUCGGCAAAUCAUAUCGAAAAUUGCGGAACGGGCGACCCAAGUCUGGAUCCCACUCCAACAUGCUCAUUUGAAGUACGAGCCGGACUUCGAACCCUUGGUUUGGGAUGAUCCUGAGUGGAGCUCGUUCAAGUUCCCAGGAGGAGAUAGCGCUCACGCGGAGAAAAAGACCCCCUUGACGGCAGGAAACUUUUUUACGAUUUUCCCGCGCAUCUCCCAGAUAGAAAAUGAGAAGCGCCAUCCUUUCACUUAUGUUACUCAGAUCAGAACAUCGCAUCCCUUGUGGAGCUUGGCAGAGGAAGAGAUGAUUCGAAGUCCAAGUAGUCCCACUCACGGUCGAAUGCCGUCUUCUGGCGCGAGACGGCCAUCUAUCUCUGGGACCAGCACUAUGCGUCAUAAUGGGAAGAAUUCUCCUAAUGGGAACCACACCACGUCGAACGGAAGACCUUGA
Penicillium verhagenii is the source of this 1557-nucleotide messenger RNA. RefSeq lists its product as uncharacterized. NCBI's taxonomy places the organism in Eukaryota, Fungi, Ascomycota, Eurotiomycetes, Eurotiales, Aspergillaceae. The record is from RefSeq and is a predicted model, not a curated record. The transcript is spliced from 3 exons. The coding region runs from base 1 to 1557 and encodes 518 amino acids.